Messenger RNA from Mesorhabditis spiculigera, 699 nucleotides. The record is from the annotation of a GenBank genome assembly. NCBI's taxonomy places the organism in Eukaryota, Metazoa, Nematoda, Chromadorea, Rhabditida, Rhabditidae.
AUGAAACUUUACGUUGAUCGACACGGGCGUGACUCUUCGUAUCACCACGCGGCCGUCGUUGAAGUGGGAGCCAUGGUGCUCCAAAAUAUGUUCAGCGCCCUCUCCUUUCUCCACUACCGCAAAGACGACGAUUUCGUAGACAGAUUAAGCUACUUCUACACCUCAUCCUUUCUAAUAAUGAUGGCCGUGCUCGUCAGCUUCAAGCAGUUUGGAGGCCGUCCACUGGAGUGCUGGGUACCCGCCCAGUUCACCGCUUCAUGGGAGGCGUACACGGAGAUGUACUGCUGGGCGCAGAACACUUACUGGGUACCCAUCGAACAGGACAUUCCGGUGGACAUCAGCGAGCGGGAGUACCGGCAAAUAUCCUACUACCAGUGGGUGCCGUUUUUCUUGUUGAUACAGGCCUUUCUCUACUACAUUCCUUGCCUUAUGUGGAGGCUGAUGAGCGAUAAAUCGGGUAUUCGCCUGAACGACAUUGUCCAGAUGGCGACUGAGAAGGAAAAUAUCGAGCCCGACUACCGGAUACGAACCAUCGAAUCGCUUAGCCGACAUAUCGAAUCAGCGCUCAGAUAUCAACACACGGCCACUUCCCGCACCCAAUACACGCUCCAUCGAGUGUUCAAAUGUUUCAACAUGCGAUACUACGAGAGCUACGUGACGGGACUGUAUUUGAUAAUGGUCAUGAAGUGGGUCAGAAAU